Molecule: messenger RNA, 3003 nt
Organism: Salarias fasciatus (jewelled blenny)
Lineage: Eukaryota; Metazoa; Chordata; Actinopteri; Blenniiformes; Blenniidae
Gene: enox2
Product: ecto-NOX disulfide-thiol exchanger 2
Exons: 17
Coding region: 214-2352 (712 amino acids)
Biological process (GO): ultradian rhythm
Cellular component (GO): external side of plasma membrane; plasma membrane
Molecular function (GO): oxidoreductase activity; RNA binding
Source: RefSeq, a predicted model, not a curated record
UCCGGCUUGCCGUACUUGGCUCCGCCAUUGUUUGACAGUUGUCAUUGCUAACAAGACGCUCUCCAUGGUUACACACGCGUCAAAGAAACGUACAAGUCCUGUGAGGGUCAGUGAGCGGCUUCCCGGCAGUGCGGACAGCACUGGAGAGGACUCGCGCUCCGGACAGGGUACGAGAUGAAGACACAUUUUUCUUAGCCCGACCAAAGUGUCCCGAUGCUCGAGAGAAGCUGUUCCAUGGCCACUGUGUCACAGAUUUGCUACAAGACCAGAGAGGCUGAGACCUCGCCUGACAGGAUGUACACGGACUACAGAUCAAGUCAUCGAGUCGCAGGACUCAACACUCUGCCCUUCGAUCCGUCAACCAACAACGACCCUCUCCAGUUCAACGGUUCAAGCGGACCACUGGUGACUGAUUGCCCACCCUUGGAAAACACUACUGAGAAUAGCAAGAAGAGAAAGCGAGCCAGCCUGCCUCCAGAGGGCAUCUGUAACAUGACAAUGGACUCCAACUCGAUGACAAUGCCAAUGUCCGAUCCCAACGCCUGGGCCACCGCCAUGAACAACCUGGGAAUGCCUCCAAUACCAAUGACUGGGCAGCCACUCAUGCCAGAUUUCGACCCCAACCUGGGCAUGAUGGCCGGAAUUACCCCCAUGAACCCCAUGAUGCCCGGCCUCAGCAUGGUUCCUGCACCCCUUUCCCAGGAGCUGCCCGUUAUCAAGGAGAUCAUCCACUGCAAGAGCUGCACUCUGUUCCCCCCCAACCCCAACCUCCCGCCUCCGGCCACGAGGGAGCGACCUCCGGGGUGUAAAACGGUGUUUGUCGGCGGUCUGCCGGAGAACGCCACCGAGCAGCUCAUCAUGGAGGUCUUCGGGCAGUGCGGCGACAUCACGGCCAUUCGCAAGAGCAAGAAGAACUUCUGCCACAUCAGAUUUGCCGAGGAGUUCACCGUGGAUAAGGCCCUCUUCCUGUCGGGUUACCGUAUCCGCCUGGGCUCCAGCACAGACAAGAAGGACACGGGCCGCCUCCACGUGGACUUCGCCCAGGCCAGGGACGACCUGUACGAGUGGGAGUGUCGCCAGCGGAUGAUGGCCAGAGAGGAGCGCCACCGGCGCAAGAUGGAGGAGGACCGCCUCCGACCGCCGUCCCCUCCCCCCAUCGUUCACUACUCCGAGCACGAGUGCAGCCAGCUGGGAGACAAGAUCAAAGACGAUGGCAAGUUUGCAGAGGCGGUGCGCGUGCUCCUGACCUGGCUGGAGCGAGGCGAAGUGAACCGCAGAAAUGCCAACAACUUCUACUCCAUGAUCCAGUCGUCCAACAGCCACAUCCGGCGGCUGAUGGGCGAAAAAAGUCAGCACGAGAAGGAGAUGGAGGAGGCCAAGGAAAAGUUCAAGACCGCUCUGGCUGGCAUCUUGGCUCAAUUUGAACAGAUUGUGUCUGUAUUCCAAGCCGCUUCCAAACAAAAGGCAUGGGACCAUUUCUCCAAAGCUCAGCGCAAGAACCUGGACAUGUGGCGCAAACAAGCAGAGGAGAUCCGAAACAUGCACAACGAGCAGCUGAUGGGCAUCAGGCGAGAGGAGGAGAUGGAGAUGUCUGACGAUGAUAUGGAGGACGCCCCCGACAGCAAGGACUCCGAAGACUCAGGUGUUUUACAAGCAGAAGCCUUAAAGGAGGAGAACGACUCGCUGCGCUGUCAGCUGGACGCCUACAGGAACGAGGUGGAGCUGCUCAAGCAGGAGCAGGGGAAGAACCAGCCGAUGAGGAGCGAGGAGGACAGCACUCACUCUCAGCAGCUCAGCUUCCUGCAGCAGGCUCUGCAGGGCAUGCAGAAGCAACUGUUGAAAAUGAGGGAAGAACUGAAGCAGCGGGAGGCCGAGCUGGAGAACAGUCUGGAGGACAAACAGCAGCUGAAGAGCCAGGUCCAGAACCUGAAGGAGAGCCUGCAGAACCUGCAGAACGCGCACAACAUGCAGCUGGAGAUGUCGGAGCAGGAUGACAGAGGCAGCGAGGAGAGCGCUAAUCAAACCAGCGAAGCCACAGUAUCGACAGUGGUCUCCUGCAGCCAGGAGAAAGAAGGUCCCACGGAGAAGAGCCCGUCGAGCCCGGUCCACUCCGAGAGGGAAGCGCUGCUCGUCGGGAUCAUUUCGACAUUCCUGCACGUCCACCCGUUCGGAGCCAGCAUCGAGUACAUCUGCUCCUACCUGCAGCGCCUGGACACAAAGAUCAACCCCUCGGAGGUGGAGGCCCUCCUCUCCCGGCUGCCCUGCACCUUCAGACAGGAGCUGACCGGCGUGGGAGCCAGUCUGGAGAAACGCUGGAACUUCUGCGGCUUUCAGGGCAUCAAGAGCACAUAGACGACGACGCCGCCGCCGCCACCAGCGGCGACACUUGUGAGGCGUGCAAGAGACGCGACAGACGCGCAUGGUCAACGCAGAGACACGGUGGAAGAUGCGAAAGGAACGACUUGAAAGGCCUCCGGCAUCAAAGACUGCGAGCUGGACCUGGCUGAGCACGGACGCAGAGGACUCAGACCUGGAAGGAAUAUCUUAAAAGAUCAUUUCAGGGACUCUGUGUGGGUGGCGGGAACGUGAAACCGCAGCAUCUCCAUGGUUACGGGAAGGUUGACGCCAGGCCGCCAUGAUGAAGGCUUCAUGAGCUUCACCUCUGUUUCUUUGUGCCUGGGAGCCUCAGGAGCGCCGGGUCCUGCAGUCACUGGAUUAUUCCCCACGGGGGUGGGGGGGAGGGGGGCGGCAGGCAAGGCCUCUGACUUUUUACACACACAUCUGGCUCUGGGGCGUCAGAGUGGGCGGGGCUAAGCGGGGAGGUCGAACUCUUUGACCCUCCCUCCACUCUUCUUUUUGCUGUUUCUGGUUUGUACCAUAGAUCAAAAAUGGAUAUAUUUCUUCAUUUUCUGUAAAGGCCGUCAACGGGUGCAUAGAAUCAUUUGUUGUAAUACACUGUAAAUGCUUGGAUGAUAUUUUUGAUUAUAAAAAGACGUUUGAAUA